Messenger RNA from Parastagonospora nodorum SN15, 414 nucleotides. RefSeq lists its product as hypothetical. The coding region runs from base 1 to 414 and encodes 137 amino acids. NCBI's taxonomy places the organism in Eukaryota, Fungi, Ascomycota, Dothideomycetes, Pleosporales, Phaeosphaeriaceae. The record is from RefSeq and is a predicted model, not a curated record. The transcript has 2 exons.
AUGAAGCUCCAACUCUCCGCCCUCCUCCCCUUCCUCGCUGCCAGCACCGCGCUGGCCAAGCACACCCCCGUCAUCCUCCCCAAGGAAAUGUGCACCGUGAUCGGUGCUAGGCGAUGUGUCCGACAAGGCGCGUUCGAAAACCGGCGCUGGGUGAUUCGCGACUGCGACUACAAGGGCGACGACCGCGUGUUUGAGAUUUGUCCGGGCGGGUGUAAGUGCUUCCUUCUUCCCUUUCCCUCCCUUCUUCCUGCUGUAAAUGUGUAUGGAGAUGGUGAUGAAGAGAUGGGAGCUUUUGCUGAUGUGUGUACAGGCGCCAUGGAGCCGUAUGGCUUCGUCAGGUGCGUCAGUCCUGAGACGCAGACGACGACAAAUUUCCAUCAUAACGGGAUCAACGAUGAAUGGGGCCAUGAUUAA